AUGGGUUUCUACUUGGCGGCACUGCUGUUGGCGGCUCGCUGUUUAGCACUGUGCGAGGCGGUGAGGGCCUCUGUGAAUGAAGUUACUGGGAAGACGUUGAUCCCUGGACACCUGUUUACCUUUGAGAAGGCUGUGCCUGGUGAUGUUAUCAACUACAUCAUAGACGCGGGGAGUCUUGAGUCUAACAGAGGAUAUGAAAUUAGGACCUCCAUGCCAGGCCAGGCUCCUAUGAGUACCCUAUUCGUGCUCUCGGCUACUGAGGGGCGGGACCCCGUAAUAGAAGUUGACGAUUUUAAGAUAGUUUUCAAGACUGACGGCAACGGUGCAAUCAUUGGAGCUGGGGAGCCGGAUCCGAUCCUGCGGUGA
Molecule: messenger RNA, 366 nt
Organism: Perkinsus marinus ATCC 50983
Lineage: Eukaryota; Perkinsozoa; Perkinsida; Perkinsidae
Exons: 2
Coding region: 1-366 (121 amino acids)
Source: RefSeq, a predicted model, not a curated record